AUUAAGGAACGACUCCAAAAAUUCUACAGCCUUGAAUCAAUUCACGACGCCAAGGACCAAGUUUCGUCAACGCCGCCAAGAUGUCGAUGUUCCGGGCCAAGAAGCUCGACAUUGGCUGCUUCGUCAAUAUCAAGACAAUUAGAGAUCACUCUAAGAGAAAGGCAUACGCUAAAUUCGAGCCUGAGAGACAAGCCCUGAGAUAUAUCAUCCGAAACACCACAUUGCCUCCGCGAGCAAGAGCCGAAGCCCAACUGCAGCUGACACAGAUGCACUGCUACACCCGACCAACACAAAUCCGAGGACGAUGUCUGCUGGGUGGUAAAGGAAGAGGUAUAUUGCGCGACUUCAAACUCUCGAGAUAUAAUUUUAGGAUGCAGGCUUUAGCUGGUAAUAUCCCGGGUGUGAAAAAGGCCAGUUGGUAAGGCCGAACCUACCAGUGGCGGUUGUCGCAGGAUACCUACUAGAUACCUACCUCCUAGGUAGUAUGGUCAAGCUACAUCGGCUUUUGAUCAGACUGCGAAUCUCGGGUGUACAUUGUAUUUUUACGACGACAUAAAUGAAUAAAUUCCCUACA
This is a messenger RNA of Annulohypoxylon maeteangense, 574 nucleotides long. Its product is annotated as glucocorticoid receptor-like (DNA-binding domain). Gene Ontology annotation, biological process: translation. The record is from RefSeq and is a predicted model, not a curated record. Gene Ontology annotation, molecular function: structural constituent of ribosome. NCBI's taxonomy places the organism in Eukaryota, Fungi, Ascomycota, Sordariomycetes, Xylariales, Hypoxylaceae. The coding region runs from base 81 to 422 and encodes 113 amino acids. Gene Ontology annotation, cellular component: ribosome; mitochondrial small ribosomal subunit. The transcript has 3 exons.